Musa acuminata AAA Group (dessert banana) is the source of this 444-nucleotide messenger RNA. RefSeq lists its product as uncharacterized. Lineage: Eukaryota; Viridiplantae; Streptophyta; Magnoliopsida; Zingiberales; Musaceae. The coding region runs from base 46 to 273 and encodes 75 amino acids. The transcript has 2 exons. The record is from RefSeq and is a predicted model, not a curated record.
UAGAUCCGUCUCCCACCCGUGCGGACUUACCCGUUAGGUUAUUUUAUGUGGUGGACUUUUCGUGCUCCAAGCGAUCGGCCGAGUCGAAGUCGAGGCGAGGCGAGAAGAAGCGCGAACAGCGAGAUCUGUGGUUCGCAGAGGGAGGAAGCGAAGGCGAAGAUGAUCGACGAUCAAGACUUGGGAUUCUUUGCUAAUUUUCUUGGCAUAUUUAUCUUCAUUUUGGUAAUUGCUUAUCAUUAUGUGAUGGCAGACCCAAAGUACGAAGGUAACUAAUGCUUGAGAUAGUGGCGUUGUGGGCAGGAAAUAUGACUUUUAUGGAUCAUGCCUGAAUGAGUCUUCAUGGUUUCUAUUGCUACUCGGGUAUAUAGAAGAACUUUUAUGCCAGAAACUUGUAAGAACUAUACAAUUGCUUCACAAAUGAGGAACUUUCAGCUUUGAGCUUCA